Molecule: messenger RNA, 1430 nt
Organism: Solanum dulcamara
Lineage: Eukaryota; Viridiplantae; Streptophyta; Magnoliopsida; Solanales; Solanaceae
Product: amino acid transporter AVT1J-like
Exons: 3
Coding region: 99-1397 (432 amino acids)
Cellular component (GO): plasma membrane
Source: RefSeq, a predicted model, not a curated record
UGCUUUUUACCCACAAGAAGCGUGCUAAAACGCUGGUCUUUCUCUUCUUCUAUUUGAUUUGAUUUGAUUUGAUUACAACAUUGGAAGAAGAGUUAAUUAUGGAGCUUAGAUCAGACGAUGGCUCCUCAAAAAUAAGAGUGCGUCUGCUAGUUGCCAAUGACAAUUGCUAUAACAAUAUACAAAAUGAUGGCAGAAUUGAAGAUAAUACUAUUUCAGGACCAACCUCUUUUUCAAGAACUUGUUUCAAUGGACUCAAUGCUUUGUCAGGAGUUGGCAUACUUUCAGUACCAUACGCAUUAGCAUCAGGAGGAUGGCUAAGCUUAAUAUUUCUCUUCAUUAUCGCCAUCUCAACUUAUUACACCGGCUUAUUAAUUCAAAGAUGUAUGGAUAUUGAUCCAACCAUAACAAGUUACCCUGACAUAGGGGAACGCGCAUUUGGAAUUAUUGGAAGAAUGCUUGUCUCCACGACGAUGAACGUAGAACUUUAUAUGGUCGUAACAGGUUUCUUGAUUUUAGAGGGCGAUAACUUGGAAAACUUAUUUGGAGACAUACAAGUUCAAAUAUUUGGAGUUAUUACAAUUGAUGGAAAACAGUGUUUUGUGAUUAUUAUAAGUCUUAUUAUUCUGCCUACAGUUUGGCUAAACAAUAUGAAUAUCCUUUCUUAUAUAUCUGCUAGUGGAGUGGUGGCAUCUAUUGUAUUACUUGGAUCUAUUUUGUGGGCUGCUCUAUUUGAUGGGAUUGAAUUUCAAGCAAGUGACACUCAGUUUAUAAAUUGGAAAGGAAUGCCAACUGCUAUUAGCCUCUAUGCCUUCUGUUAUUGUGCUCAUCCAGUUUUCCCAACCUUAUAUACUUCCAUGAUAAAUCCAAAAAAGUUCUCUAAGGUCAUGUUUGUUUGCUUUCUACUUUGCACCAUCAGCUAUGCAUCAAUGGCUAUUGUUGGAUAUCUCAUGUUUGGUCCAAGUGUACUUUCCCAAAUAACCUUAAACCUCCCCACCAAUAAAAUUAGCUCAAAAGUGGCAAUUUACACCACACUAGUCAAUCCAAUUGCAAAGUAUAGCUUGAUGAUAAAACCACUAGAGAAUAGUAUUGAAAAUCAACUUCCAAUUCAUUACAACACAAGAAUGUGUAGCCUAAUUAUUAGAACAGGUUUAGUAAUUAGUACUGUCAUUGUAGCAUUAGCAAUCCCCUUUUUUGGAUAUCUAAUGUCACUUGUUGGUGCAUUUUUGAGCGUUACAGCUUCCAUAGUACUACCAUGCUUGUGCUUCUUGAAGAUUUCUGGGAUUUAUCAAACAGUAGGAUUUGAGCAAGUAGUGAUAGUGGGGAUUGUGAUAAUGGGCAUAGCAAUUAUGGUUGUAGGUACUUACACUUCUGUCUUGCAAAUUAUCAGUCAUUUGUAAGUGAAAUGUUUCACAUAUUUUCUUUUCUUAGUA